AUGCAGCGCAAGCGGCGGCAGCAGCAGCAGCAGCAGCAGCAGCAGCAGCAGCAGCAGCAGCAGCAGCAGCAGCAGCAGCAGCAACAGGACGGGGACCAGCCGCCGCCCGGCCUUGCAGCGGCCCUGCGGCUCCAUGCCCUGCCGGUGCUGCUGCUGUGCCUUGAGGCGACCGCACCGCCCACCGACGCAAACGGCGUCAGCGGCGGCGGCGCCGCCAGCGAGCAGGAGCAGGAGCAGGAGCAGGAGCAGGAGCAGGAGCAGGAGGAGCAGGUGGCCGCGCUGUUGCCGAAGCUGCUGCCCGCGUCCGGAUGGGACCCGGGGGCCGAGGCGCAGGGCCAGGCGGGCGACCCGACGGUGACUGCGCAGCAGCAGGCAGACCUUGCAGCCUGGAUCGUGCGGCGCCAACUGGCGCGGCUGGCGCGGGGUGCCGAGCCUGCCGGUGAAUUGGGUGGCAGUUUGGAGGCGGUGGCGUCGGAGCAGCGGCUGGAGCUGCUGGGAAGCUUCCUGUCGGCCGCGUGCGCCACGCUGGCCGCGUGCUACCGCGCGCGCAGCCACCACUACCGUGGCAGCGACGAGGGAGGCGGCGACGAGGGGCUCGAAAGCUGCGUGUCGCGGCACGUGGAUGGGUGGUUGGGCGAUGCCCUUGCCGACUUGCCCGAUGAGGCCCGGGCCGGCCCCGGCUUCGCCCGCGUGCUGUCGGCUGCGCACCAGCUGGCGGUCGCGGCGCUGAAGCACCGCGCGCGCGCGGCGGCGGCGCUGCGGUCGCUGCGGCGGCUGCUCGCCGCGCUGCUGCCGUCGGGCAAGGGCGGCGGCGGCGAAGAGGCCGGCAGCGGCGGCAGCGAGGAGAGCGACGCUGAUGUGGCGGACAUUGAUGGCGCGCCAGGCAGCGGGGACGAGGAGGGGGAGGGCGGCGGUGGCGAGGGGGAGGGGGCCGAUUUGAUGUCCGACGGCGCAUCGGAUUCGGAGGACCUGGCAAGCGGCGGCGCCACGAGCAGCAGCGGUGGCGAGGGGGAGGAUGAGAAUGAGGAAGAGGGCGUGGCUGUCGGAGGCGCCGCGGCCGCGGACGCCGCGGGCGCGGACGACGACGGCAGCGCCGACGAGCCGCCGCCGCGGGUCGACAACCCCGAGGCGGCGGCGCUGGCGCUGCGGCUGCUGGAGUUGCUGCUGGCGCACUCCGCCUUCCUGCCCGCCAUGCUUGAUGGCAGCGCCGCUGGCGUCGGCGCGGUCCUCUGCGGCGAGGCGGCCGCGGGCGGCGAGCCGCCGCUGCCGGCGCCGCUGCCGGCGGCGCUCUCACGCGUCGCUGCGCCGCUGGGGUCGCUGCUGCCUGUCGUAGACGCGCUGCUGGCGCCUGCUGCCGCCGCGGAGCAGGACGGCGGGGGUCGUGGCGGCGGCGGCGGGGGCGGCAGUGAGGUCGGCGGCAGUGAGCGCGGGGCCGGGUUGAGUCUGAAGCGCGAGCUUGCUGUUUUGCUGGAGGUCCUGUUGGACUUGCGGCUCCAGUUCACACCAGAGGUUGGCGACGAGGCAGAUUUGGCGGAAGGCGGGGAGUCAGGAUCAGACCAAGACGGCGAGGGCGGCGGCGGCGGCGGAGGACCGGCCGCGGCUGUGGCAGAGGAGGAGCGGGUGCUGCGGCCGCUGCUGCGGGUGCUGCUGGCCGCAUACCACGGCACGCUGCACCCGACAGAUCGCGCCCUGCUCAGAGUGAUCUUGCGGGUCGACGCGGCGCUGUCAGGCGGCGGCGGCGGCGGCGGGGCAGGCGGCGCCGCGGCGGCGGCCGCGCUGCUGGGCGGCGCCGUCGCGUCCGAGACGGGGUUCAUGGUCGGCGCAGCCGCGAGGGCGCUGCUCGAGCGCCGCCAGGGCGGCGGCGGCGGCGGCGGCGGCACGGACGCGGCGGCGCGCGGGCGCCUGCUGCGGGAGCGCUUCGCGCCGGACCCGCUGCGCUGCGCGCUGACUGUCGCGCUGUUCCCGGACGACCGGCCCCUCAGCCCCUACGCCGCCGCCGCCCCCGACAAUGAUGACGAUGCCGGCCGCAACGCCGGCGGCGACGCGGCGGCGGCAGGCGCGGCGGCGGGCGCGGUGGGCGCGGCGUACGACCCCUGUGCGCUGCUGCCGCUGGCGGCGGCCGGUCUGCGGGACGGCGCGCUCGACGCGGCGACGUUUGCGGGGUGCGGGCUGCUGGGCGUGUGCCUGCGGGCCCUGGCCGCACGGGACGCGGCGAUCAGGGCGCUCGCGUACGAGGCGCUCGCCCUCUUUUCAUCGGCCCUGUCCGCCCCCGCCGCCGCCAGCAGCCGCGCGCUGCGCGACAAGCCGCAGCUCGAGGCGCUUCUCUCAUACGUGAGAAACGGCGUCUCCGCGCCGCUGCAGCGCCUGCCCGCCGCCGCUGCCGCGCUCGCCGCCGAGGCGUCGCUGCUGCUGCGCGCGCCGGGCGCGGCCGCGCACGGGUACGUGCGGCGGCUGCUGCUGCGGGCGCCGGCGGCGGACUUUGGGCGGCUGCCGUGGACGAUGCGGCUGCUGGCGGCCGGCGCGCAGCACCACAGGGCCGACCGGCAGUGGCUCCUGAGGAUGAUGUGGCUCGGCCUGAGGGGCCCCGAUGACGCGCGCAUGUACCGCCGGCAGUACGUCUGGGAGCAGCUCGCGGCGCUGUACCGCUCCCCAUCCAGCGAGUCCGCGUCCCUCGACCCGAUGGUCGAACAAAUCACCGCCCAGGCGUGCCGCAUCCCUGCCGCCGCCUCGCACCUCGUGCGCGCGUCGGGGCUGCUGCCGUUCCUCGCGGCGGCGGCGCGCGGCGGCGGCGGCGCGUGGGCGAUGGCGUGUUUGGAGGGGCUGCUGGCGCGCCGCAUCGGCCUGACGCGGCGGGAGGAUUCGGCGGCGGUGUUCGACGCCUAUCUCCAGGCCGCAUGCACCGUCGUGUCCCCCGUCGUGGCGGCCGCGACGCAGCCCGCUGACAGGCCCCAUGGCGCCUCGGAAGCGACGGCGCCCGGGGAGGCGGCUACGACGGUCGCGGCUGCGCUGCCGCGGGCGCUGCGCGUGCUGUGCCUGCUCGUGCGCGCGGCGCCGGGGCGGCGGGAGCUGCAGGGCGUGGGGCGGGCCCUCGUGGGACCGCGGCAGGCGGCGGCGCUGGUGCGGGCCGUGCAGUCGCUGCAGCCUGACACGCCCAGCGCCGGCGCCAGCACCGCGGCAGAGUGCGGUGCGCUGCUGAUGGCGCUGCUGCUGCACUUACUGCCGGCGGCGCCGGCGGCGGCCGGCACGGACCCGCCGGAGGACGCGCGGUGCGGCUUGGCGGCCGCGGAGUGGUUGGCGCAGGCGGUGCUUGAUUUCGGGCCGGCGGCGCCGCUGGGGCUGGAUUCAGUCUGUUGGGGGCAUGCGGGCGGAAGCGGCGGGGAUGGAGGGGAUGGCGGCGGGACUUCGCAGCAGAGCGGUGCCGCAGUGUCGGGCGACGCCCCUGCGGGGCUGCGGCUGAUAGUGUGGCUGGACCACUGGACCCAACAGCAGCAGCAGCAGCAGCAGCAGCAGCAGCUGCAGCCCGCGGAGGCCGCCGCCGCGCGCGUGGCACUGUGUGCUCACAGCGCAUAUGCGUCCCUGGCCUCGACCGCCGAGCUGAGCGCCGCGCGCGCGCCGCUGCUGCGUGCGAUGGCCGCGCUGCUGCUGCCCGGCGCGCCCGCCGGUGCCGCACGUAGCGUCGGCCUUGACAGCAAAGCGGUGGCGACCGCGCUUGCUGACUUGCAGGCGGGGGCGCAUGAGUCGCCGGAGGGUCGGCGGCGGUGGGAGGACGCCGUGACUGUAUUGCAGGGAUUGGCCGCCGGUAGAAGCUGA
This is a messenger RNA of Monoraphidium neglectum, 3810 nucleotides long. RefSeq lists its product as hypothetical. Gene Ontology annotation, cellular component: nucleolus. NCBI's taxonomy places the organism in Eukaryota, Viridiplantae, Chlorophyta, Chlorophyceae, Sphaeropleales, Selenastraceae. Gene Ontology annotation, biological process: maturation of LSU-rRNA from tricistronic rRNA transcript (SSU-rRNA, 5.8S rRNA, LSU-rRNA); maturation of 5.8S rRNA from tricistronic rRNA transcript (SSU-rRNA, 5.8S rRNA, LSU-rRNA). The record is from RefSeq and is a predicted model, not a curated record. The transcript is spliced from 4 exons. Bases 1 to 3810 code for a protein of 1269 amino acids.